UUCAGAUUGCUUAAGCUCUUUUGGAAAUGAUUGGAUGUGAAAGAGCAAUAUGCAGCCUCAGUAUAAUAUUCUGUGUACAAAGCUCCAUAAAGCUACAAAGGCAUGUGUUAAAUGUUAAGUGAGAAUGGAACAUCAAAGGGAAGAUCGAGAGAAUUUAAGAUGUGGAUGUUGAAAAAGAAAGUGCAGCAACAGAUGGACUUGGAGGGAUUACAUGAAAUCUGGGUGGGUCUCGAACACCAAUUCCCAAGGAGGACCGGGAUGGGGUGAAGGGGGAGGAUUGCUAAAAAUAAAAAAAACGAGGGAAGACCUGAAUCAAGGCGAGUGAGUGAGCGGGUGGAGGAAUGUCGCAGUCAGUGCGAAAGGUGAAGGUCAUCUCUAUUCUUUUUGUCGGAGAAGCACCGCAGCAAUACAGGAGGAUGAAUUUGACAGAAUUUGUUUAAAGUGUCGCAGCAGUGAUUUUGCAGUCUAAGGAUGUAACAUCUAAUGAAAGCAAGUUGUUUGCGGUUGAGCAAAGCAUGCUAAAGAAUUCCCUGAAGAUAUUGAAGGGGAAAGCAGCCUAUGCCCUUCCAUUGCUAUUCCCUUACUUCCCUUCCCACCCAGACACACACACACACACACACACCUACUACAAACAGAUUAAAGCAGAUUAAUAUGGAUUACAUGUAAAGUUAGAUUUAAAUCAGGAGAUUGACCAAUCAUGUCAUCAAAAAUCUAAUCCUUUGAUAUUUUUCCCACUCUCUCACCCCCCUCCAGUCUUACAGCAUCUUUAAUUCCAUCAUAAUCUUAAGUGAGGGAAAUAAUGUUUUCUAAAGCAGGAGAAGUCAUUAAGGUGGAUAGACUCCUAUAAUUUACUCAUCUCUGUACGACAGAUAAACACAUAAACAAACCAGGGCUUUGGAAAUAGCCUGACAGACUGACUUUGCCUAACAGUGGCUCCAAUCCUAUACUUUGUGAUGCAAUGAUGAAGGAAAUAAAGCAUCUUAUCUGUAGCAGAGGUUAAAGAGGAAGCAGGAUAUCCUUAGGCACCAUAUGACGGAGAAUAAUGCAUCAACUAACCAGCCACAACCACGUGUUAAAUUUGCGUAGCAAAUUGCUAACUAAUGUGCACUAUACCAUGAAUGGUAACGGUGGUAGCUCAGACUACUUGGUCUCAUUGUUUUUUGAGGGUGGGCAUUCUUGGUAGAGAACUAGUUCAUGGCUCAGCUGAACUGUCUGUUACAGAUAUACGUAAUAGGAUAACAUAGAUAGAAGUCCCAUGAGGCAUAUGUCCGGGUUGCCGAGGUCUCUCCUGGGUUGACCCUCGGCAAAGAUAAAUCCCCCUUGUUCAUUUGUGCUACCCAUCUGCUGUUUUUCCCCAGUCGCCGGACUUUGCAUUGUCUUGUACAUACAUGAUUCCCCCUCCCCCCAACUCUCUGCCUCACUAUACAACUGUACCACAUGUUAAUCACUUCCAUUUCCUAAUCCAUCUGCACUGUUCCUCACCAUACCUUCUUUAAUCUUUUCUCUCAUUCUCUUGCUUUUAGUAUUUACUCCAUAGUUUUGACUUCCCCCUUUCACUGUGUGUGUGUACCUUCUCUCUAUUCUCUCCCUUGGUCACUUCUGGUACCCCUGUCCCUUGUUCACUUCCACCAUGUUAGAACACAUGUCCCGCCGCUCUCGGUCCCUUCUCUCCCUGUCGCUGACCUCUCUGGCACUGGCUCUGUCUGUGCUGGCCUUCUGCACAUCCUACUGGUGCGAGGGAACACACAAGGUGGUCAAGCCUCUCUGCCUGUCGCCUGUCAAGAUGAAGAACUGUGGGCAGAACAACAGUGAACCCUACACUACGGAGUCUCCCACGCCUGACCCUAGGGGCCCAUCCAAUCGGACAUUGUCACCAAAGCGGAGGGAGGAGCUGGCCAAAAUACGCCAGAGGCAAUUAGCCAAUGCCGUCCACUACAUCUGGGAGACCGGGGAGGACAAAUACAUGUUCCGCUACUUCCACACAGGAUUCUGGGAGUCCUGUGAAAAACAUGCGGAUGGUGAGAGGUGCCGCAGUUUCUUCGGACUAACACCAGGGGAAACCCAUGGAGUUCUGUGGUUGUCCAUGAUAUCGGAGUUCAUGUACAUCACUCUGCUGGGUAUGGGUUUCCUACUGAUGUGGUUGGAGGUGCUGUGUUCCCAUAAGGAGAUGCAUGCACUCAAAAUUAACGCUUUCGCCGCUGUCUGCACUGUGCUGUCUGGCCUGAUGGGGAUGAUGGCUCAUAUGAUGUACACCACCGUGUUCCAGAUGACUGUGAUUGUAGGGCCUAAAGACUGGAGGCCUCAGGAAUGGGACUAUGGCUGGUCAUUUGCGUUGGCCUGGGUGUCCUUCAGCUGCUGCAUGGGCGCUGCUGUCUUCACGCUCAACUCCUACACCAAGACCAUCAUCGAGCUGAAGCACAGGCAGAGGCUCCGCCUGGAGGAGGCGCGCGCCGCCACCCACGCGCCCUCCUAUGACGAGGUGGUGCCCGGGGGCACCCUCUACUCCAUCAGCAGCCUCCUGCAGUGCCCCGAAGGCAUCAUGGACACCAUGUGGUCGCCGGACGGGACCAUGGGAGUGGUGGAGGAGGAGGACGGGGAGGUGCCCACCCUGGUCCUGGUGGGCGGAUGUGGCCCGGACGGAUGUGAGGAUUGCGAGAGAGAAAUGGAUGAAAUGGAGGAGGCCAUGGAGAGAGAGAGAACAGACUCACCUUGUUAGAAAAACAAGAGAAAUUUGGAACAUUUGAAGGGGCUGAUGAUUUAGCCACGUGCUUGGAGCUUGGAACAGAUGCUAACCUGAAAUAACAAUAUACUCUAGUGGCUGUGGGAUCCUAGAUGCCGUGGAUUGUUCACUGUUGGACAUGUUGUAACAUUUGUGUUACUACUGUAAGAAGUGUAAUAGGCUAGCCUAAUAUAAGAAAAAUAAAAUCACAGGUUUACAUGCAUUGACUGUUAUGCAGUGAUUGUUUGUAAAAUGAAGGAGUUUGUGUUUACUUGCAGAUAUGCCUACAUUGUUUUUAUGUCAAAAGAGGUGCCUGCAUGAGGCCUGAUGCAUACUUUGAAAUAAUUUAAUUUGCAUGUCAGGCAUUUGACUGUAGCUGCGCUGGGCUUUGAUAUUUUGUGUGUUUUGCUUGUGUGCUAGGGGAGUAACAGGACAUGUUUCUCUCUCUGUGGAGCCAUUUCCAUUGCCCUCUCCUUCAUUUUUGCCUCUUUGUCCAGUGGUUGGCCUGUGGGAUUUUACCGGCUCCUUGUGUACUGAGUGGACAAUAGUGAGAGUGGAUGUACAACCUGACAGGAAGAAUAACACAUGCACUGACAGAGAUUAGUGGAAAGAGGGGGGGGGGGCUGAAAACAGGAGAUUUUUUGUAAGUCUGUUCUCAGAUGUUGAACACAAGAUUAUGUCUGUAAUCCUGAGUUGGAUGUAGAAUCAAGAGAAGAGAGGAGAUGGAGACACCAUAAACACGAGGUUACGAAAUGCCUGAGGUGACCUAGUCCCCACCAGCACACACACACACACGCAAAGCAGACUUCUACUGUAGAUAAUUGUAAGCACAUUACUUACAUAUACACACACCAAACCCAAUAGAUAAUUUAACUUUAGCAUUGGCAUGCACUGAUAAUCCUGGAUUAACUGUAAAUAUUGCUACAGGCAUUCAUUACCUCUGUCCAUUCU
This is a messenger RNA of Alosa alosa (allis shad), 3670 nucleotides long. Its product is annotated as germ cell-specific gene 1-like protein. The transcript has 7 exons. Bases 1631 to 2716 code for a protein of 361 amino acids. Lineage: Eukaryota; Metazoa; Chordata; Actinopteri; Clupeiformes; Clupeidae. The record is from RefSeq and is a predicted model, not a curated record. Gene Ontology annotation, cellular component: plasma membrane.